This is a messenger RNA of Mauremys mutica (yellowpond turtle), 3394 nucleotides long. RefSeq names its product BAR/IMD domain containing adaptor protein 2 like 1 (gene BAIAP2L1). Gene Ontology annotation, cellular component: cytosol; nucleoplasm. The transcript has 14 exons. The coding region runs from base 190 to 1695 and encodes 501 amino acids. NCBI's taxonomy places the organism in Eukaryota, Metazoa, Chordata, Testudines, Geoemydidae. Gene Ontology annotation, molecular function: protein binding. Gene Ontology annotation, biological process: positive regulation of actin filament polymerization; actin filament bundle assembly; actin crosslink formation. The record is from RefSeq and is a predicted model, not a curated record.
CGCGUCUGCCGGGACUUUUCUGGGCGGCGGCCGGGCAGGGAGCGGGGCCCCCGAGUGAGGGCAGCGGAGCAGCUCCUCGAGGAGAAAGUUUUUCCCGCCGGCCCCCUCGGCCUCUCUGCCGGGUUCUCCGGAGCCGCCGCCGCCCCCUUCUCUCCUGGCUGAGGCGCUGCCGCCGCGUCCGGGGCCACAAUGUCUCGGGAUCCCGAAGAGGUGAACAAGCUGACAGAGAGCACCUACAGGAAUGUUAUGGAACAGUUCAAUCCUGGGCUACGGAAUGUAAUAAACCUGGGGAAAAAUUAUGAAAAAGCUGUUAAUGCUAUGAUACUGGCUGGAAGAGCAUAUUAUGAUGGUGUUGCAAAGAUUGGAGAAAUAGCAACUGCAUCUCCAGUUUCUAAAGAAUUGGGACAUGUCCUUAUAGAGAUUUCAAGCACAAACAAGAUACUUAAUGACAGCCUAGAGGAAAGUUUCAAAAAAUUUCAUAAAGAGAUUAUAUCUGAACUGGAGAAGAAAACAGAACUGGAUGUAAAAUAUAUGAAUGCAACUUUAAAGCGAUACCAAACAGAACACAGAAACAAGUUAGAUUCAUUGGAAAAAUCUCAGGCUGAGCUGAAAAAAAUCAAAAGGAAAAGUCAAGGUGGAAGAAACGCAAUGAAAUAUGAGAAUAAAGAAUUUGAGUAUUUGGAAACUGUGAGUUCUCGACAGAGUGAUAUUCAAAGAUUUAUUGCUGAAGGUUGCAGAGACGCUCUACUCGAAGAAAAAAGAAGAUUCUGUUUUCUGGUUGACAAGCACUGCAGUUUAACUCAGCACAUGCACUUCUAUCAUAAACAGUGUGCAGAUUUACUUAACUCCAAGUUGCCUGGAUGGCAGGAAAUGUGUAGUGAUGCCACAAAAGUGCCAGAAAAAGUUAUGAAUAUGAUAGAAGAUAUGAAGACGCCUGGUUCCACUCCAAUCUCAGGAACUCCACAACCUUCACCAGUGACAGAGAGAAAUAGUAUGGUUGGGAGAGUGCCCCCUGCUCCUACAGUUAGAGCAUUUACUAGUCCUUUAGUUGACAUGUUUAACAAUCCACCAGCAGUUCCAACGGUUCCUUCGGAAAGAUUAAAUAAUUCAGCAGGUAAUUCAGAUGUUGCCAGUUUAUUGCGUUCAACUUCUGUUGCCACAGGACUGAACAUAAUGAAAAGGCAGAAAGUAAAAACUAUCUUUCCACAUACAGCUGGAACUAACAAGACAUUACUUAGCUUUGCACAGGGAGAUGUCAUCACACUUCUUAUAGCUGAAGAAAAAGAUGGCUGGCUUUAUGGGGAACAUGACUUGACUAAAGUAAGAGGAUGGUUUCCGUCAUCAUACACAAAACUACUGGAAGAGCCAAGUGAUGAAACAGAACAUGUUCCAGUGCGAAGCACUGCACCAAUCAGAAGUAUCAGUUCUAUAAAUCUAGCAGAUAAAGGUGGUGUUGUCCUCCCCCCACCAGAUUAUCUGGGAUCUUUGCAAACAGGCACAACUUCAGAUAUGAGAGCAGAUUCUUCCAAAGGUACUACUGUUAAAGCACCUGUGGCCACACCAGAAAGCACAACUCCUAAACCUGUUAUAAAUGGCAUUGUAAAACCACCUUUCCUAAGCGGAGAAAAUCCUUUUACCACUGUGAAACUCCGACCAACAGUAACAAAUGACAGAUCAGCACCAAUAAUUCGAUGAAUAUAAUAUUCAUUAAAAUAUUUUUACUCCCUGUAAACACUAAGUUCAGCAAUAUGAUUUACAAAGGCUGUUUAUUUAAAUGUAAUUAGUGUACAGUAGGAGAAUAUUGGAGUGGAUUUCUGAUUUUAAACAAUCUGCUUUCUAAAUGAGGUAAUUGCUCUGGGUUAAAAUGUUUGAGAAUUUUGGCUUGAUUUUACACUACAUGCCUUUUUAGGAAGAAAGACAGUUGUGAAAGUAUGGUUGAAAUCUGAAUACUGUAGUUACCGGCGUACUUAAUAUUUUAUCAAAAUGCUCUGUUGUAUGGAAAAUACCAUGGAUAAGUUUGUGUUUAAGUCUGCAUAUAUCAUUUAGUAGAUAUAUAAAAGAAAAAACUGCAUUUUUUCCAUAAAAAGGAACAAUGCAACUGUUGCCUUAAUACUGAGAGUAGAAGUUUGACUGUAUAAAAUUAUGUAUUGCAUUGUUUUAAGAUAGAUGCCUUGGGUUAUAAAUAAAUAUUUAUCCUCUAAGAGCUUAGACAAAAUGUCGUAUGCUUUGCUUGAUGUUAAAAUGGAAAUUAUUUGAUCUGCAGUGUCAGCAUAAAGCUACUAAAAUUAUACAAAGUCUGACUUUUAGUUCAGUAAUGUUCUACUCUGAAAAAGAGUAUUAUUGUUCUAAUGAAAUAAUUAUUUAAAGUGGGGGGAACACCCAUUUGCAAUACAGUACUAUCCUUAAAAGGACCAUGUCUACUCAAAUUUGUCAAACUUUUUAUAAAAAAAAUAUUGCCACAAUUUUUCUUCAAAUUCCAGUGCAAACUGUUGUCUUUAAACAAACAGUCCCCCCCGUAUCAGUUUUCUAUAUCCCAAACAUUGCAGCACUCAAACUGACAAAUUACUUUGAUUGUCCAUAAUUAGAGAGAUGUAAAGAGUAAAUUGGAUUUUUAAAAUUUUAUUUGUAAUAAUCCUAAGUGAUGGUAGUAAUAUAAGUAAACAUUGUGUUGCCUACAGCUAUGUAGACAGUACCCCUUUAAGUCAACUAAAUUUCUUCCAUUUUGAAUUUCUGUAUCUUGUCCAUCCCACUGCCGGAUUGUUCUGAACAUUCUAUUUAAAGAGGUAUUAUAUGGUUAUAUUUAAUAACAAUGUUACAGCUUUGGUGGUCUGACCACAGGAAACUGAGUUCUAAUCAUGGUGAUACUUUGAGCCCCUAAAUUCUCACCUGUGCCUAUCAACCUAUUGCCCCAGAGUCUAAUCUCCUAAAAGAGUCAGAGUUGAGCCUUCUCAUUUCCAGGAAGUAAUGACCAAGGAAAAACCCUGAUGCUGAAAGGUCUGUAGCCACCUACCUAGUGGUCUGUUUCACUCUAACUCUGUUGACCCAGUGAUCCACCACAGUUCUAAGUAGCACUGUUCUGUCAAGGUGCCAUUGCCCAGAUAUGUAAAACACAGAUUUCACUACUUUUGGUCAUUAAAAUCCCAUUGUAUGUUUUGCAAGAGUAGGGAAAUCUGCACCAGGCUACUGGUCCAAUUCUAACUUGAGUAUUACAUUUUGCUUUGUGUUCCUACAUUCCUCUUACGGAUACCAUGUUUUGUCACUCCCUUUGAGAAAUUGGUAUGUAUUGUUUCUGUAUACUGUAAAUAGCUAAAAUUUCAGAGUUAAAGUAAUUCUUGUAUCUAGUUUGUAAAGUGCUUUGCAAUCCUUCAGCAUUAAAAGCGCUAUACAAAUGUAA